CAGUUUAUCAACUACUCACAACUCUACUACUAAAUUACUAUUACUACACUGCUCUCUAAACUCUUCUCUGAUAUCUCACGCAUUCAGUAAAGCCAUGGCCGGUGAGCUGCUUUCCAGGAGAAUGGUUUCAGCCAUUGUUCUUGUCAUGCUGCUCUUGAUAACCCAUGAGAUGGGAACAAUGACAGUAGUGGAUGCAAGAAAAUGUACAUCUCAAAGCCACAAGUUCAAAGGGCAAUGCUGGAGUGAUACCAACUGUGCCAAUGUUUGUCACAAUGAGGGGUUCCCUGGUGGUGAAUGCAUGGGCUUUCGCCGCCGCUGCUUCUGCAAAAAGGAGUGCCAUUGAACGUAAACACUUUGCAUGCAUGCAUGGAUGCAUGCAUAUAUGACUGGGUUUCAGUGUUUCUUGUGAGAAUAAGGUGGAUCAGUAGAUAUAUAUAUAUGUAUGUGUAUCUGCUGGUCUUAUAUGAUGGUCAUCUUUAGAGUUCUUUUUUAUUUUCUUUUUAAAAUAAUUUUGGCGUAUGUGUAUGUCUGAUUUCAUGGAGCUUCUUCAUUGGCUCCGUGAGUGUUGUAUCUCUACUUGGUUCUUUGGUUCAAGUGGUUAUGGUAUGGAGUUUGAUUUGCACUUUCA
Molecule: messenger RNA, 628 nt
Organism: Dioscorea cayenensis subsp. rotundata (Guinea yam)
Lineage: Eukaryota; Viridiplantae; Streptophyta; Magnoliopsida; Dioscoreales; Dioscoreaceae
Product: defensin Ec-AMP-D1-like
Exons: 2
Coding region: 95-343 (82 amino acids)
Biological process (GO): defense response
Source: RefSeq, a predicted model, not a curated record